AUGCCCCCCCUCCUUGUCUCUCCUCACCAGGCUGACCAGUGCACAGGGCUGCAGGGCUUCCUGGUCUUCCACAGCUUCGGGGGCGGCACUGGCUCCGGCUUCACCUCCCUGCUCAUGGAACGCCUCUCUGUCGACUAUGGCAAGAAGUCCAAGCUGGAGUUCUCCAUCUACCCGGCCCCGCAGGUCUCCACGGCCGUGGUGGAGCCCUACAACUCCAUCCUCACCACCCACACCACCCUGGAGCACUCCGACUGUGCCUUCAUGGUGGACAACGAGGCCAUCUACGACAUCUGCCGCCGCAACCUGGACAUCGAGAGGCCCACCUACACCAACCUCAACCGCCUUAUCAGCCAGAUUGUGUCCUCCAUCACGGCCUCUCUCCGCUUCGAUGGGGCCCUGAAUGUCGACCUGACGGAGUUCCAGACCAACCUGGUGCCGUACCCCCGCAUCCACUUCCCGCUGGCCACCUACGCCCCCGUCAUCUCGGCCGAGAAGGCUUACCAUGAGCAGCUCUCGGUGGCGGAGAUCACCAACGCCUGCUUCGAGCCGGCCAACCAGAUGGUAAAGUGCGACCCGCGGCACGGCAAGUACAUGGCAUGCUGCCUGCUGUACCGCGGGGACGUGGUGCCCAAGGAUGUCAACGCCGCCAUCGCCACCAUCAAGACCAAGCGUAGCAUCCAGUUCGUGGACUGGUGCCCCACCGGUUUCAAGGUGGGCAUCAAUUACCAGCCUCCCACGGUGGUGCCCGGGGGGGACCUGGCCAAGGUGCAGCGCGCGGUGUGCAUGCUGAGCAACACCACGGCCAUCGCCGAGGCCUGGGCCCGCCUGGACCACAAGUUUGACCUGAUGUACGCCAAGCGGGCGUUCGUGCACUGGUACGUGGGGGAGGGCAUGGAGGAGGGGGAGUUCUCGGAGGCCCGGGAGGACAUGGCUGCCCUGGAGAAGGAUUACGAGGAGGUGGGGGUGGAUUCGGUGGAAGGGGAGGGAGAGGAGGAAGGGGAGGAAUACUAAACUCUCACAAGGGUGCUGCUCUUACAGGGAACAUAACCUAGUUGAAGACCCCUCUGUGGGUCUGUAGCAGUGUGUGCGCCGCGGUCUGUCCUGUUCAAUGGUCUGUGCUUCAAUGGAAAAGUCUGUUACGGACCCACCCGUCCUUUCCUGUGGGUCUGAAUAAAAAGCAUUCCCUGUCUUA
This is a messenger RNA of Haliaeetus leucocephalus (bald eagle), 1192 nucleotides long. RefSeq names its product tubulin alpha-8 chain-like. Gene Ontology annotation, biological process: mitotic cell cycle; microtubule cytoskeleton organization. The record is from RefSeq and is a predicted model, not a curated record. Lineage: Eukaryota; Metazoa; Chordata; Aves; Accipitriformes; Accipitridae. The coding region runs from base 1 to 1011 and encodes 336 amino acids. Gene Ontology annotation, molecular function: structural constituent of cytoskeleton; GTP binding. The transcript has a single exon. Gene Ontology annotation, cellular component: microtubule; cytoplasm.